AUGACUCGCAAAAGGUCCACUUGUAAUAAUAAUGGCUACUCCGUGACCAAAUUGAAGUACAAAUUUGCCGAGUUCGUGCUGAAAGAGGCAUAUUGGGGCACAGUGAAGGAACCUGUGCUGCUUGCAAUGUUUACCAGUGUCAGAGUUGCUAGGAACAUCAGAAAGCACUCCGGAGGGCACGUGGGGAAGGAUUUCCGGUUAGUGCACAGAAAACCCAUUUUUAGUUCCGCUGGCACUGGCGAUGGAGAGGUAGUGGAAACAAGCACAGCCCUUUUCAACUCAAGAAAGGGUAUCGGGUGA
Messenger RNA from Histoplasma capsulatum G186AR, 300 nucleotides. RefSeq lists its product as uncharacterized. The coding region runs from base 1 to 300 and encodes 99 amino acids. The record is from RefSeq and is a predicted model, not a curated record. The transcript is spliced from 3 exons. Lineage: Eukaryota; Fungi; Ascomycota; Eurotiomycetes; Onygenales; Ajellomycetaceae.